Nicrophorus vespilloides is the source of this 761-nucleotide messenger RNA. RefSeq names its product inositol polyphosphate 5-phosphatase OCRL-1-like. Lineage: Eukaryota; Metazoa; Arthropoda; Insecta; Coleoptera; Silphidae. The record is from RefSeq and is a predicted model, not a curated record.
AAGAGUGCGCAUGUGUAUUUUGUGCAGUCUACACUACAUCUGUUUAGGUUAACGUAGCGAACUCAUCUGUCAUCAGUGGGAUUGAAGAUUUGCAGAUUUCCUAGGAAUUUGAUGAUUAAAAUGCGCGAAUCUGGGGUCCAGACGAUACCCAUUUGAUCAGCCUUCGACAUUAUGAUAAGAGUGCACCAGAAUAUAGUGAAGAUAGUGCAGGAAAAGUUUUCGGAUUCGGUCACCGUUAAAUGUAUUCACUUGAAUGUGGCUUUGGCUCAGGAAGAUCUGGUGCAGCAGCACAGGCUAUUGGCUCUAGUCGAAUCGGAUUCCAGUUACGCUCUGUUCAUAUUGAUCUCCAAGCAGAAAGUUCCAGAGGUCUUCACCGAUCUCACCAUUGACAGAGCCUUCCCCAUAAACCAUUGCUUCAAUUGUGAAACUGAAUCGAUUCCUAAUGAUCAGAGUCACAUUAUUUUCAUUGUUAGUUCAGCGACGACGACUGUGAAGUUGAAGAUCCAGAUUGGCACGGAGAGCGCGAAUUUCGCCUCGGAAGUCAUCAGGGCGAAAGAAUUUUCCUCGUUCACCAUAACGGAUCAUCAGUGGUUGGAGAAACAUUCCGCUAGGAAUUAUAUUGAAACCAAUAUGGAUGAAGAAUUUACAGAUAUAUCGGUGUCCAGGCAGAAGAUGGCCUCAGGCAACUCCAAUCGCGAAUCUGUCCUCAAGUACGAGCUGAGUUUGAAGAAGGCCGAGUACACCCAUCAACAGUUGUUCAC